Molecule: messenger RNA, 318 nt
Organism: Cannabis sativa
Lineage: Eukaryota; Viridiplantae; Streptophyta; Magnoliopsida; Rosales; Cannabaceae
Product: secreted RxLR effector protein 161-like
Exons: 1
Coding region: 1-318 (105 amino acids)
Source: RefSeq, a predicted model, not a curated record
AUGUAUCUUGCUAAUUAUACAAGACCUGAUAUAGCUUUCUCUGUCAAUUUGUUAGCAAGAUUUAGUUCUGCUCCAACAUAUAGACAUUGGAAAGGGAUUAAACACAUACUCCGCUAUCUCCAGGGUACUAUUGAUAAAGGAUUGUUCUAUUCUAAUAAUUGUGGGUUACAACUUAUUGGCUACGCAGAUGCAAGAUAUUUGUCUGAUCCACAUAAAGCCAGAUCUCAAACUGGCUAUUUGUUCACUUGCGGAGACACUGCUAUAUCCUGGCGGUCAACAAAGCAAACUCUGGUGGCUACUUCCUCAAAUCAGGCUUAG